This is a messenger RNA of Galendromus occidentalis (western predatory mite), 847 nucleotides long. Its product is annotated as putative ferric-chelate reductase 1 homolog. Bases 37 to 597 code for a protein of 186 amino acids. Gene Ontology annotation, cellular component: membrane. The record is from RefSeq and is a predicted model, not a curated record. NCBI's taxonomy places the organism in Eukaryota, Metazoa, Arthropoda, Arachnida, Mesostigmata, Phytoseiidae. The transcript is spliced from 2 exons.
CUUCGAAGUCAUCGAAUCCAACAGCUAUUUGACGCGAUGGCUCCGACAAUCUGCGCUCUCGUGCUAUUGUGCCUAUUCCUCGAGUGUACGGUAGCUCUCCCAGGUGGAGCUCCUUCCUUUUCAUGCUCUUCAAUGACUCCGGUUCACUUCGGGUUCCAUGCCCAACCUGUGAAGGAGAGCCCGUUCGCCGUCCGUCAAUCUAAACUGACCUAUACUCCUGGAAAUGACUCUAUUGUGGUGGCUCUCACAGCUUCAAAAAAUCGAAGCUUCAAAGGGUUCCUCGUGAAGGCUUUGAAUCCGAUUUCCAAUAAGCCGAUUGGGAAGUUCCGUGUCGAGACAGGCGUAGCCGGCAGAGACUCGUGCCAUGCCGCUACGCACGUCGACGCCUCGGAGAAGAAGUUCGAAGUCCUUCACUGGUCCGCUGAUGACGUCCAGGAAGAAAACAACUUCGUGGUUUUCCAGGCGACUUUCGUCGAAACAUUCCGAAAAUUCUACACCGGGGUAGAAAGCGUCAUACGAGGCAAAAAUGCGCGGAAAGAAAUCGAGUCCCUCAGGGAGUCGACGGUGAAUCGACGAAAAACUGAGAGCGGAUCUUAGAAUCGGAUCGUCGGAGAGGGGGACGUUCCGAGGACCGAGACAGCAGACCAUAGAGCUGGGGGAGACCCGGCUCCUUCGGCAGCGGACACAGAACGCUGUGAUUUGUAAGGUGUCACGAUGGCAUCCGCUAAGCUGAUGUCUCCAAUUUUUUUAUUGAUCUAUUAGAAUCUUGUAGCCUUGGUGCCUUUCCUAACACAGAAUCUGACAAUAAAAGUAUCGUAGAGGCGGACCUGCACUCUACACACCCGAA